AGGUGUGAAAAUGUUUUUUCUGGGAAAAGUAAAAAAUGGAUCACUAGUUUGGCAUUUGCUAAACAGUUGAAUUCAUCCUUGGAAACAGUCAAUAUACCUUUAAUGAAUGACUUAGAGAUAUUGCAUGUGACAUUAUAUUUUAUGAUAGCCAAAAUAGCCACAGAUAUAUUAAACAAUGAAGCAGAAGAUCUGUAUUUUAGGAUACAUCCUGCAACUUUAGAAAUAAUGAAAUAUUUGUUAACAGCUAAAGAUACCUUUGAAUGCUUAAAGCCACAAAAUUAUAAAAAAACUAUAUUGAAAGAUAUCCUUUUGCCCUCCACAUUGCAUUUAUUUUCAUCUGGUUGUCUUCUUGUUUGUCUUCACUUCUGGAAAUGCCACACCUUUCAAAUUAUUCAAGACAAUAAUAAAUGUGCGUCAUUGAUAAUAGUCAUACUUGCAAAUUUGAAUGACUUCCUAAAAGUGACAGAUUAUUUUUAUGGCACAAAUUCUGCUAAUGAUGAUGAAAACAUCCGUAUCAAUGAUUUACAUUUUGUUGUUAAGCUAACUAAUGAUGUUAAAUCCAUUGUUUCCACACUUCCUUCUUCUGUAACAAAACUAAUUCCUAAGGAUGUGAUGUAUCAAUAUGAAUUGGAUCUUGCAUAUAAAUGAUGGAAAUUAUAUCAUAAGUAAAAAUAAUUUGUAUAAAAAUUGUAUAAAUUAAUCAAACUUGUAUUUUAUUUUUAAUAUAUUGUAAAUAAUAUCUGAAAGAAAUCUAUAUACAAAACUGAUAAAUUAAUAGUUAUUUAGCAAAAUUAUAUCAGAAUUUGUUUCAAUAAAACUCCAAAAUAUCAGAUGACCUUAUUAGUAGAUAAAAAAAAAUUCCUAUGGUAGUUGCUAAUCAAUUUAAAUACAUAAAACUAUAAAGUGCAAUAAAAUACACAACAAACCACUUUAAUGGAUUUGGAAGCUACAGUAUAAAAUGGUUAGAAAUACAUUAGGAGAAAUAUACAUUAUUGAUAUAACACAUUGCUUUAUAUUUCCUGCAAAUGCUAAGCAAUUUUACUAUUACAAUGUAGUGCACUUUGCUCCAAUUCCUUCCAAAGACACAAGAUUGCACCCAGUUUUAACAUACUGGAGCUUGCCAAUAUUUUCAUAUUGCCAGAUUGCCAGAUUGCCUGACUGGAAGAGGAAGGUUACCCUCAACAGGAGGACACUAGGGGUUAGAUAUACUAUAUAAGGCAAUCCUACAUUUAAACAAAAUUUUUUCUUCUUCAUGCAAGUAGAAAAAUACUCAAUGAGGUAUGAAAAAACAAAAGAAUCCUUUCCACUUUCUCUUACAAAUGAAGUGAAAUAAUAAAGGAAUGGACUAUCUUGAAACAGAAAGUAUGAACAUUCACAUUUCAUUGGGGAUACUAAGGCAGGUUAAUUUUGAAUGAUUU
Molecule: messenger RNA, 1418 nt
Organism: Centruroides sculpturatus (bark scorpion)
Lineage: Eukaryota; Metazoa; Arthropoda; Arachnida; Scorpiones; Buthidae
Exons: 6
Coding region: 103-648 (181 amino acids)
Source: RefSeq, a predicted model, not a curated record